Molecule: messenger RNA, 327 nt
Organism: Effrenium voratum
Lineage: Eukaryota; Dinophyceae; Suessiales; Symbiodiniaceae
Source: the annotation of a GenBank genome assembly
AUGCCGUCCCAGUGGCUUGCGUGGCUUAAGGCAGCUUUUCUUGUUCUUGUUCCUAGCGGCCUGCAUUGCGCGUCUGACAGCCCCAGCCCGGCGCCGGACAUCAAGCAGACUCACAGCAAGGACACCGCUUCUCCCCGCUGCUCCCGGAGAAGCGGCGGCGCCAACCUCUUGCCGCUGGAAAACCCAUCCGGCUGCCGCACUUCUUGCAGUUUUGACCAGAGUGUUUGCCUCACAGAACACGGAGCGAGGGAGCGAGGGAGUGAGGUGAGUUUCGGAACUUUGGUAUGCUGGCUCGCCUGCAAAGACUAUGGGCAAAAGCUGAGGUAG